Messenger RNA from Ictalurus punctatus (channel catfish), 5132 nucleotides. RefSeq names its product Fc receptor-like protein 5. The transcript has 29 exons. Bases 137 to 5008 code for a protein of 1623 amino acids. The record is from RefSeq and is a predicted model, not a curated record. Gene Ontology annotation, biological process: cell surface receptor signaling pathway. Lineage: Eukaryota; Metazoa; Chordata; Actinopteri; Siluriformes; Ictaluridae. Gene Ontology annotation, molecular function: transmembrane signaling receptor activity.
CACACACACACACACAGAGAGAAAGAGAAAGCUCGGAUUUUUUCUUCGCGACUGUCUGAUUGGUGUUUAAGAACACAGGAAGUGUCGAGGCUUUAACACAGACACUUCUCAUUCAGUCAGUCAUCAGUGUGACAGGAUGGAGCUCCGUCCACUCUGUGUGUUUCUCUUGAUGACUGGACUCAUCCACUGUACACAAACAGGACAGGGAGUGCAAGGGGGGACAGACAGAGAGACUGAAGGGGUCACAGGAGACGGAGAGAUAAAGCAAGAGACAGCGAGACCAAAGCCUGCAGUGAAAGUACAGCCAGCUGAGCAUGUGUUCAUUGGGGAAACCGUCACUCUCACAUGUGAGAUACAGACUGGAGAAUCCUGGCGUUACCUCUGGUAUAGAAAUAAUGAAGAACUCAGUGAUGCUGCAGGAAAGAAAACACACACAAUCACUGAUAUUAAAGACUCUGAUAAAGGUGAUUAUACAUGUAAUGGAACACAGUCAUCAGACCCUAAAUACACACAGACCAGUGAUGCUGUUACACUGACUGUAUCAGAGAGUCCUAAACCUGAGGUGAUUAUAAAGCCUGAUACACAGGUGUUCAUAGGAGAGCGAGUGACUUUCAGGUGUGACAUAAAGGGAGGGGACAUUGAGUGGACAUACGACUGGUAUAGGGACGAUAAAACAUUCAACCUAUCCCUCACAGCACAGGAGAUCAUCAUCAGUGAUUAUCACAGUGGUAAUUACACCUGCAGAGGGAGGAGGAGAAGUGACUCUCAGAUCUCAAAGACGAGUGAUCCUGUUACACUCACUGUAUCAGAAAAACCUAAACCUCAACUCACAUCAAGCCGUGAAGGACCUGCACUGACAGGAACCUCACUGACUUUGUACUGUACACUGAAGCCGCCGUCUGCUGGAUGGAAGUUUUACUGGAUCAAACCCACACAGAGCACUGAGACUGAGACUAAAACACACUCCUACACCAUCAGCCCAGGUACUGUCUCUGAUCGAGGUUAUUACAAGUGCAGAGCUGGAAGAGGAAACCCGGUCUACUACACACACUACAGUAAUGAACUCAGGGUAGAUGUUAUUGUGAGGCCUAAACCUGUGGUGAUUAUAAAGCCUGAUACACAGGUGUACAGUGGAGAGAGAGUGACUCUCAGAUGUAACAUACAGGGAGAAAGAGACACUCAGUGGACAUACAGCUGGUAUAAGAAUGAAAUAGAGUACCGUCACCACACAACACAGGAGUUCACCAUCAGCUCAGUUACAGACUCUGACAGUGGUAAAUACACCUGCAGAAGGUCGAGAAGCAGUUACUAUCAGAUCUCAGAGAUCAGUGAUGCUGUUAUACUCACUGUAUCAGAAAAACCUAAACCUGAACUCACAUCAAGCCUUAAAGGAGCUGUACUGAUAGGAAACUCAGUGACUCUGUACUGUACACUGAAGCCGCCGUCUGAUGGAUGGAAGUUUUACUGGAGCAAACACACACAGAGCACUGAGACUGAGACUAAAACACACUCCUACACCAUCAGAUCAGUUAGUGUCUCUGAUCGAGGUUAUUACUGGUGCAGAGCUGGAAGAAGAAACCGAGUCUACACAGACUACAGUGAUGCACUCUGGGUAAAUGUUACUGAGAGUCCUAAACCUGUGGUGAUUAUAAAGCCUGAUACACAGGUGUUCAUAGGAGAGAGAGUGACUUUCAGGUGUGAAAUACAGGGAGGAGACACUGAAUGGACAUACGACUGGUAUAGGAACGAUCACACAUUUUACACAUCCCACACAACACAGGAGAUCAUCAUCCGUGAUUAUGACAGUGGUAAUUACACCUGCAGAGGGAGGAGGAGAAGUGACUCUCAGAUCUCAAAGAUGAGUGAUCCUGUUACACUCACUGUAUCAGAAAAACCUAAACCUCAACUCACAUCAAGCCUUAAAGGAGAUGUACUGACAGGAAACUCAGUGACUCUGUACUGUACACUGAAGUCGCCGUCUGAUGGAUGGAAGUUUUACUGGAGCAAACGAAGACAGAGAACUGAGACUGAGACUGACACUGAAACAGACUCCUAUAGUAGAUCAGUUAGUGUCUAUGAUGGAGGUCAUUACAAGUGCAGAGCUGGAAGAGGAAACCCGGCCUACUACACAGACUACAGUAAUGAACUCAGGGUAGACGUUAUUGUGAGGCCUAAACCUGUGGUGAUUAUAAAGCCUGAUACACAGGUGUACAGUGGAGAGAAAGUGACUCUCAGAUGUAACAUACAGGGAGGAGGAGACACUCAGUGGACAUACAGCUUUUAUAAGAAUGAUAUAGAGUACCGUCACCACACAACACAGGACUUAAUCACCAGCUCAGUUACAGACUCUGACAGUGGUAAAUACACCUGCAGAAGGUCGAAUAGCAGUUACUAUCAGAUCUCAGAGAUCAGUGAUGCUGUUACACUCACUGUAUCAGAAAAACCUAAACCUCAACUCACAUCAGAUCUUAAAGGAGAUGUACUGACAGGAAACUCAGUGACUCUGUCCUGUACACUGAAGCUGCCGUCUGAUGGAUGGAAGUUUUACUGGAGCAAUCACACACAGAGCCCUGAGAGUGAGACUGAAACAGAUACCUACAACAUCAGCUCAGUUAGUGUCUAUGAUGGAGGUCAGUACUGGUGCAGAGCUGGAAGAGGAAACCCAGUCUACUACACACACUACAGUGAUGCACUCUGGGUAAAUGUUACUGAGAGUCCUAAACCUGUGGUGAUUAUAAAGCCUGAUACACAGGUGUUCAGAGGAGAGAGAGUGACUUUCAGGUGUGAAAUACAGGGAGGAAACACUGAGUGGACAUACGACUGGUAUAGGAACGAUAACACAUUCAACCCAUCCCACACAACACAGGAGAUCAGCAUCAGUGAUUAUGACAGUGGUAAAUACACCUGCAGAGGGAGGAGGAGAAGUGACUCUCAGAUCUCAAAGACGAGUGAUCCUGUUACUCUCACUGUAUCAGAAAAACCUAAACCUCAACUCACAUCAGAUCUUAAAGGAGCUGCACUGACAGGAAACUCAGUGAAUCUGUCCUGUACACUGACGCCACAGUCUGCUGGAUGGAAGUUUUACUGGAGCAAACACACACAGAACCCUGAGACUGAGACUGAAACACACCACUACACCAUCAACUCAGUUAAUGUCUCUGAUGGAGGUCAGUACUGGUGCAGAGCUGGAAGAGGAAACGCAGUCUACUACACAGACUACAGUGAUGCACUCUGGGUAAAUGUUACUGAGAGUCCUAAAGCUGUGGUGACCAUAAAGCCUGAUAAACAUGUGUUCAGAGGAGAGACUGUGACUCUCACAUGUGAAAUACAGGGAGGAGGAGACACUGAGUGGAAAUACAGCUGGAAUAAGAAAGAUAAAACAUUCUACCCAUCCCCCACAACACAGGAGUUCAGCUUCAGCUCAGUUAUAAAUAAUAACAGUGGUGAAUACACCUGCAGAGGGUGGAGAUGCAGUGACAAUCAGAGAUCAGAGAUCAGUGAUGCAGUUACACUCACUGUAUCAGAUGCAGCAGAGGCAGUAGUGAGUGUGUCUCCACUGCGCUGGCUGACUGAAGGAGACUCAGUGACUCUCAGCUGUGAGGUUAAAAACUCCUCUACAGGCUGGACAUUCAGCUGGUACACUGCUGUUCCCUACAGAAACGGCUUAAUUGAAGUAACAGGCCAUCGUGGCAAUGUCUUGUAUGGUUCAGAGCUUCUCUCAGACAGCAGCAGAGGAUCUGGAGGCUCCUACACUCUCACUAAUGUUACUGUGAAUCACACAGGAGUUUAUAUGUGCAGAGCAGAGAGAGGAGAAUCAGUCUUUCACACACGGGACAGUAACCUACAGCCACUGUGCAUCACUGGUGAAUCUCCUCCAGUGUCUCUGAUCAUCAAUCCCAGCAGAACUCAACACUUUACUGCUGACUCUCUAUCACUGAGCUGUGAGGACCAGAGUGACUCUACUGGAUGGACAGUGAGAGGAUACACACACAAUGAGACACUGUUUGAGUGUUCAUCAGAUUCAGGAUCUACAUGUAACAUCAGCUCCCUCUCUACAUCACACUCUGGAGUUUACUGGUGUCAGUCUGAAUCUGGAAGACGCAGUAAUCCUGUCAACAUCACAGUGCACAAUGGUGAUGUGAUCCUGGAUAGUCCUGUCCAUCCUAAGGGAAAUCCUCUGAUUUUGCGUUGUUUAUAUCGCAACUCAGGUAUCUCAGAUUCUGGUGUUGAUUUCUAUAAAGAUAGUUCAGUCCUGCAGAAGAAGACUACAGGAGAGAUGGCCAUCAUUACUGUCUCAAAGUCAGAUGAAGGUUUCUACCACUGUAAACACCCAGAGAGAGGAGAGUCACCGAAAAGCUGGGUUUCAGUCAGAGUUUCAGCUUCAGCCGGAUACAGUGCUGUAAUUAUAGGACUGAGUUUGGCCUUCUUGUUUGUCAUCUUAAUGAUCGUACUGAUCCUGCUGCUGCACUUCAAGAAGAAAAAAGGUGUAGAAUAUCAGCCUCCUUCUACAGUAAAUCAGGACACCAGUCAGCCUGCAGAUGGUGAAAAUGUCUAUGAAAAUGUUGCUGUCAGGACGACAGUUGAUUCUGCAGCUGGCUCUAGCAGCACUAGCAUGUGCUCACAGGUUGUGACUAGAAAAAAGAAACAAAAUGAUGAUGCAGUCAGAAGGCCAGGUGAUGUGAUAUAUUCCCAAAUUGAAAUGAAAAAUGUCAACCCUCACAGUAAAGAUGACUCUGCAUCAAGACCAAGUGAUGUGGUUUACUCUAUGAUUGCAUCUAAAAACAUGAGACCCAAUGAUGAUGCCAGCAAACUCGAUGAUGUGACUUAUGCUGAUAUUGACCUGAAAAAAACAAAGAAACCAAACAGAAAACAAGGAAAGCGCACUGAGGGAGCUGACACUGUUUACUCAGAACUGAAGCAGAACACAGAUAAAGGAGAUUUCACUGAAACUGCUGAUGCAACUUAUGCCCAGGUUAGGAAAAAGGGCAAAAAGUAUAAUGCAGGUUGAAGAAAGUCCAAAGUGUCCAAUCAGGAGUUGCUGAAGCAGCCAAAUAACACGGUGAAACAAACAUGGUGAAAUAUAUAUAUAUAUAUAUAUAUAUAUAUAUAUAUAUAUAUAUAUAUAUAUAUAU